GAUCAUCAAGAGACUGGCCACAAAUUAUGAUCUUUAAUAAUGCCGGUAUGUUUUCAGAUUCGAAAGAGAAGAAUCCUGACUUCUAUAACUGGAACAUGGCACAAGUUCAAUAUUGUGAUGGAGCUUCCUUUGCUGGCUAUGUUGAAAAACCAGUUAAUGUGCAUGGAACAGAUCUAUACUUCCGUGGUUUCAAAAUACUUCAAGCAAUCAUACAUUUGUUAAUGAGUAAAGGAAUGAAAAAUGCACAAGAGUUUAUACUAACUGGAUGUUCAGCUGGUGGAUUAGCUACAUAUCUCCAUGCUGACUACAUCAGAUCAUUGUUUCCUCCUUCUGUGAAGUACAGAGCUAUAUCUGAUGCAGGAUAUUUUAUUGAUGCUCCUAAUAAACAUGGCUUCAAGUAUAUGAGAUACUUGUUUAAAAAUGUAUUUUAUCUACAAAACUGUUCUGGUGGGGUUGAUCAAGAUUGCAUUGCUGCCUAUGAAUCAACCCAUGAAACUUGGAAGUGCUUCAUGGCUCAGUACACAUAUCGUUAUAUAUCAUCUCCUAUUUUCACACUGAACUCAAUGAAUGACAUUUGGCAACUGAAAAACAUAUUGGGUAUUAAAUGCUUGCCACCAAAAUGCACAGAGAGUGAUAUGAAGCACUUCUAUAAUUUCGUUGAAAAUUUUAACAAGGCUUCUGAGCCUAUAUUUUCAUCAGCAAAAGAUGGGGCAUUUCUUGAUUCCUGUUUAAUACAUUGUCAAGCACUUAUUUCGAUUCCAUGGAGAGAUUUUUUUGUUAAAGGUCAAUCUGCUUCUACUACAUUUAGUAACUGGUAUUUUAACAGAGAUGGAUUGAAGAGUGUAAAAGAUUGUAAAUAUCCAUGUAAUAAGUCAUGCAAAUCUAUUGUAUAAAAUGAGCAAUAAUAAUUAUUUAUUGAUACAGAUUUACAAUAAAUAUAAAAUUAAAAGCCAAAAUUCUUAACCCUUA
This is a messenger RNA of Amphimedon queenslandica, 969 nucleotides long. Its product is annotated as pectin acetylesterase 5-like. Bases 27 to 893 code for a protein of 288 amino acids. Gene Ontology annotation, molecular function: hydrolase activity. The record is from RefSeq and is a predicted model, not a curated record. Lineage: Eukaryota; Metazoa; Porifera; Demospongiae; Haplosclerida; Niphatidae. The transcript has 7 exons.